CAUUACUCCCUCAUACUCCUGCAAUGGCCCACGUUAACAAUGUUGUGAAUGUGCCUGCUCCGGGCAUCCCGUACUUCCAACCGGCGCAGAACCCGCCUGCAGGUACCGCUCUCGACCCCCAGCCAGAUGGCAAGCCCAUCCCGAAGGUCUUCCAGCCGCUGAAGAUCCGCGGCGUCGAGUUCCAAAACCGCAUCUGGCUUUCUCCUCUGUGCCAAUACUCCUCUGAAGACGGCAAGGUGACCGCAUGGCAAUUCGCUCACUUGGGCGGCAUCUUCACCCGUGGUCCUGGUCUUACCGUCGUCGAAGCGACCGCCGUCGUUCCUGAGGGUCGUAUUACCCCUCAGGACGCAGGCAUCUGGUCCGACGAGCACAUCGAGCCCUGGCGCAAGAUCAUUGAGUUCGCGCACUCGCAGGGCCAAAAGGUCGCCAUCCAGCUCGCCCAUGCCGGCCGCAAGGCCUCCACUGUCGCCCCCUGGCUCAACUUUGGCCUGUCCGCGCCCGAGAUUGACGGCGGCUGGCCAAACGACGUCUACGGCCCCAGCACGCUCCCCUACAAUGAGAAUUUCCCGCAGCCGAAGGAGCUCAGCAAGGCGGACAUCAAGCGUGUCGUGCGGGCGUUCGCAGACGGUGCGAGGCGUUCCCUCCGCGCUGGGUUCGACGUGAUCGAGAUCCACUCUGCACACGGAUACCUCCUGAGCGAGUUCCUCGCGCCCUCGGUCAACAAGCGCACGGACGAGUACGGCGGCAGCUUCGAGAACCGCAUCCGCCUGCUCAUCGAGGUCGUCGACGCCAUCCGCGCCAUUAUCCCGUCCACGACGCCGCUCUUCGUCCGUAUCUCUGCGGCCGACUGGCUCCACAGCGUGGUCCCCAACGAGUCGUGGACCCCUGACGACACCGUGCGCCUCGCGCCGAUCCUCGCCGAGCACGGCGUCGACCUGCUCGACGUGUCCUCCGGCGGCAUCGACCCGCGCCAGCAGUUCAAGCUCGCGCCGUUCAUCAACAGCGACGACAACGAGCGCAAGACGGCGGGCCUCCUGCAGGUGCCGCUCUCGCGCGCCGUCAAGAAGGCGCACGGGUCGCAGAUCCUCGUCGGCGCCGUCGGCGGCAUCGUCAACGGCCACCUUGCCGAGGCCGUUCUCGAGGAGGGCUCGGCGGACGUGAUCUUCGUCGGCCGCCACUUCCAGAAGAACCCGGGCCUCGUGUGGACGUUCGCGGAGGACCUCGGCGUGACGAUCACGCAGGCGCACCAGAUCGAGUGGGGCUUCAUUGGCCGGGGCGGGCUCGGCCGCAAGCCUGUGAGCGCGACGAAGGCAUAGGCCGCGUGGACUUGUGCUACGCGACGGAUGUUCCCUCCUGCUUUGCUGAGACGCUAUAGUUUUGCCGAUAGAUUUUUGCUGUAUUUCGAAUGUUGCAUAAUAGACUCAUCGGAUGUGUGGGUUGUACC
Postia placenta MAD-698-R-SB12 is the source of this 1444-nucleotide messenger RNA. RefSeq lists its product as hypothetical. NCBI's taxonomy places the organism in Eukaryota, Fungi, Basidiomycota, Agaricomycetes, Polyporales, Adustoporiaceae. Gene Ontology annotation, molecular function: FMN binding; NADPH dehydrogenase activity; NADP binding. The transcript is spliced from 5 exons. The coding region runs from base 24 to 1316 and encodes 430 amino acids. The record is from RefSeq and is a predicted model, not a curated record. Gene Ontology annotation, cellular component: intracellular anatomical structure.